GGAUCACACCACCGACAAAUCUGGUACAGGGAUGAACAAAGUCCAAACAAGUCUCCAUCGCCGAAAAGAAGAGGCAGAUGACACACUGACACUUCAAAUCGGCGCCUUGCCCCAGUGACAGAGAACCUGCCGCCGGUCUCUGUUGCGUUUCAUCGGGAAAGCAUCGGAGUACUCGUCAAAGAUGAAACGGCCAGUGGACUGAAGAAAUUCAAGACCCCAUAACAAGAGGCAGAGCAGGAUGGACACAAUGGGAUGGGACACGACAACAAAGAGAGAGCAACCGCCAUACCCGAAGAGUGAGAGAGACUUAGAUGACAAUCCAUGAAAAUUGCAAGAAAUUGCAGAAGUGGAGUCACAAAAGCUCGACAACCACCCAGUCAUCGGUCCUCCAUGCACGAAGCGAUAGAAUAAACUACCACCUCCCUUGAGACAAGAACGAGCCUCCAUUCAGUGUAAGACACCAAGAAAGGGAAAGAGGAAAGUCGGGACUCCUCUCCAUGACGAAUAACACUUCGCUAGAUAACUUACCGAACUGGAGGACAGAAGAGAGAUGUCGACAAACCCACCUGCCAUCAACACGGAAAUCUUUGAAAGGACCGAGAAGGAGAAAACCUAGAUCCACCAAACCUUUCACCUGAAAAUCCGACUCCGGUUACAAAGCUUCUUUUGUGAUGAGAUCUUUGAGAGCCGAAAAUCAUCACAAAGAGUGAUUUUAAUUAUUUUAUUGGAGUUUAUUUUAAGACGUGAAAUAUUAGUUCUAUAUUAUGUGGUAUAGACAGUCAAUGGUGGCAAAACUAAUCGGAACAAUAAAAUUCUAUUAAAAUAAUUUCGAUCGUAAGUUACCAAGUGAAUGUUCAUCAACAUAAGCAUAAUCUUGAAAAAUAUAAUUGAUCAACACCAAAUCAUAUAAUUAAUACAAACAAAUAAAAAAUAUUAUACAGUACUAAGAACACCAAUUUCAUUGAAACAAAUUUUGUAUAUUUCCAUGUAUUUUCAAAUUUCAACAGCUUAACAUUAUUUUUGUAAUAAUCUUUAAUCGGUUCAAUAUUUUUAAUAAGAACCAAAGAAACUGGCUAUGAUAUGAACCACCAAAAUCACAAGGAGAAGUUGGCUAUAAUAUAAACCAUUAAUAUCAUAAAGUAAACAAGGUAAAUUUUUGUUUCAAAAAAAGAGAGUAAAUUUUAGUAUGAUAUUAUUGCUAAAUUUGUUAAUAUCUAUUUAUUAUAUAUUCUCUCAAAAAUCAUGAAAAAUAUAAAUAUUAAGAUAUUAUUAUAUUAUUAAAAUUAAUUAUUCAUCGUAAAAUUAGAGAGAAGAUGUCAAAUCAGUAUUAUAUUAUUAAAAUUAAUGAUUAAUUCUAAAAUAGUGGAGAAGUUGACAAAUCAUAAAUAUUAAGAUAUAAUGAUAUUAUUAAAAUUGAUUAUUCAUCCUAAAAUUAUGGAGAAAUUUACAAAUCAGCAAAAUAAAUUUUGAAAUAAUAGUAUAGAUAGAUAGAUUCUUUCUAAACCAAGGAUUCUAUUUCAAAACAUGAAAAGAACGACCGGAGUCGUUGUUAAACUUUUGUGGAGACAUCACUAAGAUUUUUUUUGUUUGCUAAAUUGUAAAUAUUGUUUCAAAAAUGAACUGUUAAGGUUCACAAGAUUUGAUAAGCAAACGGUAAGACCUCUAGAACGUACUUCCAUGGCAAUAAGGUAAUAAGGUGUUCUUAACUUACUAAUCCUUCGAAUCAGGUGUUGUUAACUUGAAUGAUAGAUAGUAUUGGCCAUUGGGAGUAUUUCUAAAUUAUUAAUUGGCCAUGUAGUGUAGACAGUUGUGCAUUAUGUAUAUUCUAAAAAUAUAAUCUGAAGGCUUGGAAGAAACUAAAAACAUUUCAAAGGAUUGACGCUAUGGUAUUUAUUAUUUUUUAUAAAACUAAUUUAUUAUUUUGUAGUGUAAAAUAUUAGUACUAAAUUGGAAAAAAAAACGAAAUACAAAAAUAUGAAACAAUACGUGGGCCACAAGAAACGGAGACUGGUUUGUCAGAACACGCAGACACCUAGCUUCCUUUUUCAGUAAAACACUGCAAAAGUAUAAUUCCAAGUUUCCAUCUAUACUAAUAUUUUCUAUUCCUGAUUGUUAUUGAUUAGUUUUUCUUAAUUUAUUUAUGAUUGGCCUGUGUACCUACUACUUAACUAUUCAUGUAUAUUUGUACCGAAAUUAAAUCAGUCUUCUUUUUGUCAACAUUUCAAAAAUUGAAUCAGUCUUGUUAUUGUAUUUUGUUAAUAGGAUGGUUUUUUAAUUUGGCCUUAUUUAAAAAUAGAAGUAGUGUUUUAAUUUUUAAGUACAAGUAUAAACCAUUUUUUGUGUCGUCGAUUUCUUGAACUACAUGAAAUUUUAAAUAAGUUUUGAUUCAUUCAACAAGAAACAUCGAGGAAAAUGAGUGACUAUUGAUUAAUGAAAUAUAUUGGAAAUGUAAAAGAAAUGUUUCAAUUUGACUCGAACGUUCGGGCUAUGGACUUGCGAAAAUCUCAGUCUUACAUGAGUUGUAGUCUUGUAGACUAUUUUUAGGAAAUGAAAAUUCUUUACCAAAUUAUUUUCAGAUCUUAAAAUCAUGGGAAAAUCAUCCUCUUUUUAUUUGAAACGUAUUGCAAAUUAACUUUAUUUCUAAUAAAUCUAUCACAGAAGUGAAUUAUAUUGGACCCUUGGUAAAUCUCAAAUUAGUUAAAUUUAUUCAGACCUCUUAAAUCAAUGAACCUGUAUAGAAAAAUAAAAAUGUGCACAUUAUGUUGCCAAAAAAUGAUUUUCUAAGUUCUUUUUGUCAGCAAUUAAGUUUAUUUAAUUAUAUAUAGUUAAUUGAGAAAUUGCACCCAAUAACUCAACAAAAAACCAAAAUUAACAAACUAACCAAAUCACCUUCUCUUUCUUCUUUUCUUUUCCUAUAUCUCUCUACCUUCUCUCUAAAAAACUAAAUUUGAUUUUUGUUGUGGUUAUUUCACAAAUAACCCCUAGUUAAUUUUCACGGUUUUGCAUUAAUCCAUUUUUUUAACAAAUGACUAUCUAAAAAGAGAAAUGUUAUAAUUAUUUACCUAAAUUUUCAUAUACGAUUUUUUUACAAAAGGUAUGUAUACUAUAUAUGGGUUUAUCCGGACCAAUGUUACGCGCAUCCGGAAUACCAUGGGAUCUUCGUAAAGUUGAUCGUUAUGAGUCUUACGAUGAAUUUGAAUGUGAAAUUCAGAGGCAAAAACAAGGAGAUUCAUUAACUCGUUAUUUAGUACGACUUAGCGAAAUGACAGAAUCCAUCAAAAUUAUUCAACAGGUUCUGGAAAGACUUCCGGGGGGAUCCCUAUGAAAAUUUAGAUUAUAUUGUUAUUUCCAGCAAAAGACUACUAAAUAGAAUCAAAUAAAAGAAUAUGAUCGUAUUAUCAACAAAAAGAGUAUCCAAUGACUAUGAGCUAAAUUAAAAUCCUAGGGAAAAGAUUUUGUCAAGUGAAAUAAUCAGGGAAAAAUAAAGAAGGAUUCAAUCCAAUAAGAGUUCUCGAUCUACAUUUAUACACAUACAUUACUUACAGAUAAGAUAAAAUUCUAUUUCGAAGUCAUAAAAUGAUUUUAAAAUAAUAAUUUAUAAAGAAAUGUCAAACACAUAUACAAACAGUGUAUAGAUAUAGAAAGUAAAGCGGGGUCCGCACUCAAUGCCAUUAUGAUGACAUCAUCAGAUAAGACACAAAGAGAAGACUUGAGUACUCUCUACGUUUCCUCUCUUCUUCCUCUAUAUAAACCCUUUUCUUCUCGUCUCCUCUUCUUACUGUUCUCUAAUCUAAAUCUAAUUUCACCUUUCCUACAAUUACAAAACCUAAAACAUUUUUCUUAUUACACAACCUAAAAGUCCCUAAGUUUCUGAUAAUGUCGGAAGAGUUCGACGAAUCUGAGAUCAUUUUCUCCGACAGCUUCUUCCCGAUUCGCCGCCGUGAGGACGUGAUCGAGAAAGAGAACCGUCCGGUUAAUUUCCGAGAAAACUCCGAAACCAAAAUGAGAAACACAUCGAGGCUGAGUAAAACGACGCCGUUGCCUUCUUCACCAGCGGCUUUCUCAUCAUCGUCGCUUCCGGUGAAUAUUCCGGGAAGGAAGUAUUCUUCUGAGGAUGAGGAAUAUUCGGAAGACGGAGGAAGGAGAAUGGUUCCGCCGCAUCUGAUCGUUGGACGGAGGAUCGAAAGCGGUCAAAUGGCGUUUUCCGUUUGUACAGGUCAGGGAAGGACUCUUAAAGGCCGAGAUCUGAGCCGGGUUCGUAAUUCGGUUCUCAGGUUAACCGGUUUUUUGGAGGCUUGAAUACGGACCGGUUUUUGAUUGAUUAAAAGAUUCGUCUUCCAAUUUUUUUUUUUUAGCGGAAGAAAUUCAGUUGUCUGAUAUUGUUGUUAGUUUAGUCACUUGAACGAAUGUCAAAAGGAAAAUGUCAAAAAGAACAUUUAUUUCUCUGUUUAUUUAUUUGAAUUGUUAGUUUUGAUUUCUCUCAAAUGUAACCGGAAAAUAAUUGAAGUUACUUUUUUUUUUUAUCAAUUUCGGAUUACUUAUGAUUAUAAUGUUGCAAAAAUAUUUGAAACCA
Brassica rapa (field mustard) is the source of this 4573-nucleotide messenger RNA. RefSeq lists its product as uncharacterized. Lineage: Eukaryota; Viridiplantae; Streptophyta; Magnoliopsida; Brassicales; Brassicaceae. The record is from RefSeq and is a predicted model, not a curated record.